AUGAGUCAGUUCCUGGAUCGGCGGGAUUGUAUCGAAAGUCUGCGGAAAGACCUGGUUGAUCUUCAAGGAGCCAUCCUGGACGUGUUCUCUAGAACCGGACCGGUCCGCGUUCCCUCCUGGAAGUUCCCCGACAAACUGUCAUGUAACCUGGACAUGGUGGCUCUUCUAGAGCGGUGUGACUUUGUGCAUGGAGAGGGUGAAUUCAAUCAGCACUCCCAUACGGUCCUUCUGGAGCUCGUGAUAGACAGACUUCUGCUCCUCCUUCAAAGCUUCAGUUCUUAUGUUGAGCGUGUAAGGUGCAGCCAGCCAAGCGAACAGCCUCAACACAAAGGAUGCUUGUCAGUCGGUCUUGUGGUCAGAAACUACUGGAGUCAUUUAGUUCAUUUUGUCAACCUUAUGGUGACCCCAAACGACCUGAGUGAGAAACAGACCAGACCAAAGACGUGUGACUGCGAUGAGACUGAGGCAGCGUCCUUUGCGUUUGACAGCAGCAGACAGUGUUUGUCUGCUUGGUCUUCAACAAGCUCCUUCAAGUUUUUGCCACACAACCACGUGUCCUCUGGUCCUUUCCACAAUAAUCCAUGCUGCCCCAAGACCGACAACCACAACGUCAGCUGCCAGACCGUGGAAUCGUCUCUCUGCCCCUGUGAUGCCUGUUAUCAUGUGCAAUCUAUUUUAAAAAAGACAGGAAACGCUUUUGUGGAACUGUUGCAGAGUGAGGGUCUGCCCUCCUCUCUGCAGCCGCUCUUAUCUGCUGUUGAGGACACAUUGGAGCUGGGACAUAUGACAGCAGGGGACGUCACCCAGUGGGCCAACGAGCAGUCUAGGGACAUGCGCCGACUGGAGAAACAUCUGCAACAUGUGCGCCGUACGGUCGACCCUCUCAAAGACAGACUGGCUGCAGCAGAGACAGAGCGGGCGAGACUCCGGUCUCAGUUGGAAAAGGCACGGCAGCAGACACAGAAAGACCAGGCAACCAUCGUUCAGCUGGAGUUUUCACUUCAGAAAGCACAGCGAGCGAUGAAAGCAACAGAGCAAAAACUACACAAGGAGCAGCAGCUCAAGAGAGAAUCUCUGUCUGUGGAGGAGAGUAACACUCGGCUAAAAGAAGAAUUAGUAGUGCAGCAGGGUGCACUACGGUCUCUUGAAUGUGAAAACAUUGCACUGCAGGAAAAAGUGAAGUCCAAAGAAGACGCUUGUUGCAAGCUUCAACAAACGAUCCAGCAAAUCGAGAGUCGCGUCUCUGAAACCCACGUCCUUCUUGAUAAAGAAAACGCCAAGUACCUCAGUGCCUGUCGACAACAAGAGUCAAUGCAGACAAAGCAGAAAUCAUUGCUGGAGCGAGUGGAUGCUCUGGAUGAAGAGUGUGAGGAGCUGCAGAGGCAGUUGGGAGAGAGCGAGGAGAAACAAACGAACCUACAGAACGAGCUUCAGCAGAUGUCGAAGGAGAAGGAACAAUUGCAAGCUCAGCUCUCUCAACAGCAGAAUUGUGGUGUAGAGCUUCAAAAAGAAAAGCAGAUGCUGGAAACAAACAUGGGUGAGCUUCAGAAGAGCGUGGCUGAGCUGAAGGAAUAUGUGCAAGCGAUGAAGGAGAGGGAGAGGCUGCUGGUGGCUUUCCCUGAGCUCAGUCCUCUAUCUCGGGCCCAACCACAGAGUACCGGAAAUGUGCUUUUGGAUAUGGAGAAACAAAUGCAAGCAAAUGGCAUCCGCGUUAAAGUCCUGGAGAAGGAAAAUGUUACUCUACGCAGCAGCCUUGAGAAACUGAGGGAAAGAGAACGACAUAAUGCUACAAUGGAAGCUUCACCCCAGCAGACAUGGAGCCACUCUCAGCUCCCCACACCUGCAGAAAAGCAAAUGCACAACAGUCGCACACACAGCAGCAGUGACACAUGUCUUGAACACAGUAAAAGAAAGACAGAACCUGGAGGAGGUGAACAUGGUCUGGAGUCCGCUGGGUCAGAGGGUCGUGUGUCCAGCGCUGCUGCUGCCUCCCCCUCAUUCCUGCAAAUUCACCUUCACACCAUCCACCUCAACACUCCACACUCCACUGCUACUCAAAGCCACAAAAAAGGACACGGGGCAUCCGUCGUCUCUCCCUGCAAAGGCUUGAAUCAGAGGAGAAAAUGAAAUGCUGCUGACCUGGGUGGAAGCCACGUGAACUGCCUCACAAACUAACACUGAAUGUGGUGACAUGUGUGGCACUGCUGCUCGUCCUCCACUAGAUGGUGCUGUUGUAACCAGAAGUGAGUGUUUUAUUCAGGAUGCUUCAUGUCUCAUUAAAAAGUUCAAACACAUUUCUGA
Molecule: messenger RNA, 2301 nt
Organism: Solea solea (common sole)
Lineage: Eukaryota; Metazoa; Chordata; Actinopteri; Pleuronectiformes; Soleidae
Gene: ccdc157
Product: coiled-coil domain containing 157
Exons: 10
Coding region: 1-2127 (708 amino acids)
Source: RefSeq, a predicted model, not a curated record